UUCAUUUAUAUCCUUUUUCUCCAGAGCUUUGUUCAUGGAGCCAACCUUGCUCAUGUUGGAUGAACCUACGAAUCAUUUGGACUUGAACGCUGUCAUCUGGCUUGACAGCUAUUUGCAGAAUUGGAAGAAAACUCUACUCAUUGUUUCUCACGACCAAGAUUUCUUGAACAAUGUUUGCAGUGAUAUCAUCCACUUGGAUGCACAAAAGUUGUUCUACUAUCGUGGAAACUUCAAUGCCUUCAAGAAGAUGUACUCUCAGAAGCUGAAGGAAAGGGAGAGGGAGUAUGCCAUGCAGGAGAAGAAGAUAAAGGAAGCCAAAGCAAAGGGUGCCAAUAAGCAGGCUGCUGCUGACAGGACCAAGAAGGCUAUGGGUAAACGUAAUGAGAAGAAAGGCAAAGGUGGUGGUGGUGAUGAUGAUGGCCCCGCAGAAUUGAUGGAGCGACCAAGAGAGUACAAAGUCAAGUUCUCCUUUCCCAACCCUCCACCACUCAAUCCCCCUGUUUUGGGUCUUCAUGACACAACUUUCAAGUAUGAGACGCAAGAUCACAUUUUGUUCAAGAAGCUCAACUUUGGUAUCGACAUGGCUUCUCGUGUUGCUAUUGUUGGUCCGAAUGGUGUUGGCAAGAGUACAUUGUUGAAGAUGUUGACUGGAGACCUUGAUCCGACUACAGGAGAACUGCGUCGCAACCACAGACUGAGAAUUGGAGUGUACAAUCAGCAUUCUGCAGAUCAACUCUCUUUGGAUGAAUCACCAGUGGACUAUCUGAGAAGGUUGUUUGAUGUUGACUACCAGCUGGCACGUAAGACCCUGGGCCGCUAUGGUCUCUCUGGACAUGCACAUACCAUCAUGAUCAGAGAUCUCUCAGGUGGUCAGAAGGCACGUGUUGUCUUUGCUGAACUGUCCCUGCGUGCACCUGAUGUCUUGAUUCUUGAUGAACCUACUAACAACUUGGAUAUUGAGUCCAUCGAUGCUCUUGCAGAGGCUAUCAAUGAGUACGAAGGAGGUGUUGUGCUAGUUAGCCACGACCAGCGUCUGAUUUUGGAGACCAACUGUCAACUAUGGGUUGUGGAAGAUCAAGGUGUGUUUGAGAUUGAUGGUGACUUUGACGAUUACAAGCAGGAAGUGCUCAAGCAAGUUGAGGAGAUGUCACAGUAACUUGUGCCGCUGUGUAACUUGUUCCUCCGUUGUUACACUUGUAUACCGUCUUAUACUGUUAGAGUGAUUUUACUGUGUCCACUGCUGGCAGCGGGAUUGGGUAGGACUUGCGUUGCUUGUUGCUAUGCUACCACCAGAUUGACCAAUGGCACCUGGUACAACUGAAGGUGUCGGUCAUUGCCAUCCAGUCUAUAAGCUCAUAGCGCAUUGCAAAUCUGGAAUGCACGUGUAGUGCACGAGUACUGUUGGUGGUACAAACUGCAUCCUUGCACAAUGGGCUUACUGCAGUCUCUAUUGUAGUGUUGUAGUGUGGUGUUGUGGUAGCAUGUUGGAAUCAUGCAAUGAUGAGCACAGUCAGUGUCUCCUCUGCAGUCAGCAACAAUGCAUGUACAAUGUCAUCAUGUACAACAGCUUGUGUGCCAGUUGCAUGACAUCAUUAUCAUUUUCAACAUCAUCAUCAUCAUCAUCAUCAUCUCUAGCUAGCUGCUUGUAUAUACACGACUGUACUUUGAAGUACAAUGUACAUUGUGCUUAGUGGCAUCCCUUGAUUGCUAGCCAGGUCUUGCUACACCAGUGAUUGCUAGCCAGGUGUCUUCUUACACCAGUCUACAACACAGCUGCUCUAUUUUAUUUAAAUCUUGCAUAUGCAGACAGCGCUCCAUUGCUAACUCCACUGCCUGGUGUAUGGUCAGAGAUUAUCAGACUAUCAGCAUGGAUAUGUUACAUGUACAGUAUUGUCUGAUGUGUGGAUUACUACUUGCAGGUAGUUACAGGUUAUCGACAUGACAACAUGAAAUGCAUGAUGUGUGUGCUGUGUGCAUGUGCUGUGCUAUCUAACCACCCACCACUUUCAUUGUUUCUCUCCUUUCCUGAGUCUCAUUUGUCUUGAUGCUGCCAUUUUCUUUUCUCUUGCACUCAGUUUGUUUUCAAUAACUUUAGUGCUGUGGCUGUUUACACAUUGAUUGAAUUACAACAUUGUGUGGUGUA
Molecule: messenger RNA, 2143 nt
Organism: Sycon ciliatum
Lineage: Eukaryota; Metazoa; Porifera; Calcarea; Leucosolenida; Sycettidae
Product: ATP-binding cassette sub-family F member 1-like
Exons: 15
Coding region: 35-1156 (373 amino acids)
Molecular function (GO): ATP binding; ATP hydrolysis activity
Source: RefSeq, a predicted model, not a curated record